Molecule: messenger RNA, 2002 nt
Organism: Prosopis cineraria
Lineage: Eukaryota; Viridiplantae; Streptophyta; Magnoliopsida; Fabales; Fabaceae
Exons: 11
Coding region: 281-1771 (496 amino acids)
Cellular component (GO): membrane
Source: RefSeq, a predicted model, not a curated record
AGUGUUUCAGUUGGGGUGGAAUUUGGCUUCUUGACUUGUUCAAAGAGAUGAUAGAACUGAUGAAAAGUCUUAUUUCUGUCUUCUUUAAUAUGUAUACUCUUGUAAAUAUGGAGAAUGUGAUGGUUCAGUUGCUUUAAAAUCAGUACAGAGAACAGAGAUGACGGCAACUCAUAUGGAAGUUGCGAUCACUAUACGUAUGGUAUUCUGCGUCUAACCAGAUUUUGGGUCUUGCCAGGAACACGACCGUUAGUUCUUGAAAAUUAUUUGUUGCUCAUCCACGAUGUUGUUUCCUUGCAAGCAUGUUCCAUUCAAGAUGGCCAUGACCAACCCACUCGCAUCUGCUUUCGUGAUCAUACUUAUUAUUUUCCCAGAAAUCACUGCACUUGUAACCUCACCUGCACCAGGUAGCACCGCGUCCACAGCCAUUGAAUCAGGGCCAGAUGAUACCGUAAGAGCGGAUCCUUUGAAUAAUUUCAAGAGAUACAGAGGAGGAUUCAACGUCACUAACAAGCAUUAUUGGAGUUCAGUGAUAUUUACAGGAGCGUGUGGAUAUGCGAUUGGGUUGCUCUGCCUUGUGUGUGGACUGCUUUAUGCAAGUUUUGUGGGGACAACCAAACUCUGCUGCAAAGCUGAUGCAAGAAGGAAGACGAAGAGCAGAUGCGCUUGUGAUGAUUUUUGGUUCAUUCUCCUCGCUAUAUUGCUCACAAUAUUAGCCGCGGCUGCGACUGGGAUUGUUCUUGCUGGGAGUUCCAAGUUCUAUUCUGAAGCAAGAGCUUCUGUUAAUAUCAUAAUAAGGACGGCGAAUGAGGCCUCACAAACUCUUUACAACACAACGGGAGCUCUGAAAGACGUUCAAAGUAAAUUGGAGGGAUCCAGUGUGGGUGACCAGGCUUUUCAUGUUCUUACCUCUACGACUCACAAACUCGAUGCUGAAUCUGCUCUUGUCGAAAUGCAAGCUAGCAAGAAUAGACACCGUAUUCACAGGGGUCUGAAAAUAGCGUUUAUUAUAACCACCGUGACUAUAAGCUUCAACUCGGUAGCUGCAGCUUCUCUCUCAGUUUGUGGAGUACUGAGAUCACGACGUGCACUUUAUUUCCUGAUCGUGUUGUGCUGGUUGAUGACAGUGAUGUGCUGGCUACUGUUUGGAGUAUAUUUCUUCUUAGACAAAUUUUCAAAGGAUGCUUGCACAGCUUUUGCCAAGUUCGAAGAGAAUCCCUACAACAGCAGCCUGAGCUCCAUCCUGCCUUGUGGCCGAUUGCUGUCAGCCAAAACAGUCCUCUAUGAUGUUAGUGCCGGCAUCUACAACUUUGUCAAUCAGGUGAAUGCAAACAUAUCACUCCAGAGGGGAAGCACCGUUCACGUGUGCAACCCUUUCUCGGCACCGCCCCAGUAUUCAUACCAGCCAGAGAACUGCCCUGCCAAUACUGUGCCAAUAGCUGAUAUCCCCAAGGUACUGAGGAUUUUUAUGUUUAGCAAAGCAGAACUCACAAGUGUGUAUGACAGGGUGGAGGCUUACACGAGCUCAAUUCAGGACCUGCUAAAUGUGUAUCCCAGCAUGGAAAACUUGGUAGAGUGCCAACCUCUGAAACAAGCAUUCUCUGAGAUUCUUGUCCAGCACUGCAAGCCUCUUCAGAACUUUGCCAAGAUCACAUGGGGAGGACUGGUGUUUCUUGCAGUCCUCAUGCUGUUUCUGGUUCUGUCAUGCGCCAUGAGCCCUAAACCCCCUUCUAAAACAGCUGCCACUGGGACCAGCUCAACACAUUCGCCAUAACUCCAACCCAGAUCUCACUUUGUAGGCAAUUCCAUUGGGAGGCAAAUCUCCCUAGCUUGUACACAAAGCUUAUGACUUUAGUUUUUGGCUAUUUGGUGAUAAAUACACUACCAAAUUUGCCUCCUUCACCACUUUAUUUCCGGUUGAGUUCUGAUGAUAAAGCUAGGGAACCAACCCUAACCUGUACAGAUACAAGAAAAUUAUCACACAGUAAUAUUAAAUUUUCACCAA